This is a messenger RNA of Bombina bombina (fire-bellied toad), 1099 nucleotides long. RefSeq names its product NFKB inhibitor interacting Ras like 2 (gene NKIRAS2). Gene Ontology annotation, molecular function: GTP binding; GTPase activity. NCBI's taxonomy places the organism in Eukaryota, Metazoa, Chordata, Amphibia, Anura, Bombinatoridae. The record is from RefSeq and is a predicted model, not a curated record. Gene Ontology annotation, biological process: canonical NF-kappaB signal transduction. The coding region runs from base 172 to 747 and encodes 191 amino acids. The transcript has 5 exons.
CUUAUUUCAGAGGAUGAGGUCUUUGAUGUUAUCACGUUAUAGGAUCUACACGCAGACAAAUUACUUCACAACUUAUCAGCCUUCCUAUGAGCAUAACCCAUAUAAGAAAUAGGAAGAAUUUUCCAUCAACAUCCAGAAUUGCUACUGCAAGAGGUAGCUGUGUUUAGUAACAUGGGAAAGAGCUGUAAGGUGGUUUUGUGUGGCCAGCAGUCUGUGGGGAAGACUGCCAUUCUCGAGCAGCUUUUGUACGGUAACCAUGUGGCUGGCUCAGACACAAUGGAGACCCAGGAGGAUAUCUACAUUGGUUCGGUGGAAACAGAUCGUGGUGUAAGGGAACAGGUUCGCUUUUAUGAUACCCGUGGGCUGAGGGAUGGUAUCGAGCUUCCCAAACAUUGCUUCUCUGGAACUGAUGGAUUUGUGCUUGUGUACAGCGUGGACAACAAGGACUCAUUCAAACGGCUGGAAGCCCUUAAAAAAGAAAUAGAUAGGUCCAAGGAUAAGAAAGAGGUUACUAUUGUGGUUCUUGGAAACAAGUGUGACCUCCAGGAGCAACGGCGAGUGGACCACGAUUCUGCCCAGCAGUGGGCCAAAGGAGAGAAGGUGAAACUAUGGGAGGUGUCUGUGACUGAACGGCGAACACUGAUCGAACCUUUUAUCUUCCUGGUCAGCAAAAUGACACAGCCCCAGAACAAGUCAGCAUUUCCUCUGAGUCGGCGGAACAAAGGCAGUGGCUCUCUAGACAGUUAGUCCCAACAAGACCUCCAGAGUGCUAUCUUCUAUCUAUAAGGGGAUGUUACACUAAGGGUUAAACAUAUAUUCACAGCAUGCAGCACUCACCCACAUAACACCUCCUGGCUUAUCUCUCCCCUGAGGAAUAAGCUGUGCCAGUUAUAGUAGUAUGGCAGUGCAAAGAACUCAUUCCAGUUUACCGUCUCCAUUAUACAAGGUAAGCAUGAAAGCUACAAUAGCGCAUCAAGACUUUGCACCAACAGCUCUUACUGAUGCUAAAAUCUCAGUAGGAAGAAAGUGAACGUGAAAAUUUAUCUGUCACGAAAAAGUAGCAACAGGAACAGAAAAAUAAAAAUAUAUUUUAAAAGAA